AGCAAGGAAGGAAAGAAGGAAGGAAGCAAGGAAGCAAGGAAGCAAGGAAGCAAGGAAGGAAUGCAGACCACACAAAAUAACAGUUCUACCCAGCUUCAUAACAUUCACAGCUGCAUAUACAGAAAUAAAAAAAAUAAGCUUUCAAAUUUUAUCGAAAUCCUGAAACAAUCUCUGGGCUGAUCCAAGUCAGGGCACAAAUAACUCAAGAUCGAAUCAAGAUCGAAUUGGAAUUUAACAUAUUAGGUUUUGCGAAGGGAGGAAAACCGGAGAAUAAAGGAUAACCCUUUAAUGUGUUUUGGUGUAUGUAUUUUUGUUUAUUCAGAGGCAUGCCGCUACUGGAACAGCCAUCUUUGAGUUAGCAAUGUCAUUCAAUCAGAUCAAAAGAUACGAGAAAUCAAGUCAGUUAAGAGUUAAGAAAGACGUGUUGCUAUGGCAACCAGUAAAUUUGACAAAAGAUAACGAUAUGUAUCUUGGGCUAAAAUUAUUUUUUUGAUCAAAAUCAAAUCAAGGGCUUUAGGGAUUUAGUUCAGUUGUUUCUCGUAAUGCAGGCUCGAUCCUCAAGGCAUUUUAAUUUUUCUGUGAUAGCCUCAAUUGUCAGAAUCCUAGCUAGUGUGUUUGCUUAGCACUUUACUUCGAGGACGCUGAGUGGUGAAUGUCUAGGGUGUUAUUUAAAACAGCCUAAGCUGUUUAUCUUGAAGAAUAAUUUACGAAUCUUCAAUCCAGGCUAAAGUAAUAUUGACAUAAAAGCACAAAGGUUUGUAUUCUUGAGCAGUGACUAAAGCCGAAUCCACUCUCACAGCAACAGGAAGAGUCGAGAAGAUUGCAGAUUAUAAGCUGAACUCUUCCACGAGAAAACGACGGAGUAUGAGAAGAAGAAGAGUAGGAACAAGUCAUCAACAGCAACUCAGAGAGAUACGAGCUGUUGUCCUGGGUCAGGACGGAGUUGGAAAGUCAGCCUUGACUGUACGAUUCCUUACGAGGCGCUUCAUUGGUGAAUACGAUAGCUGUUUAGAAGCAACUCACCGUCACUAUUUGACUGUAGAUGGACAGUUUAUUUCUUUGGAUAUUACAGAUACUGCUGGAAACAAUUCCAAAGAGAAAAUAGAAUCAGCAUUGUUAAACGCCAAUCUCAUAUUCCUCUUAUACUCGACGACAAGCAGAGAAUCCUUCCAAGAAGCUUCUUGGAUCUCAAAAAGCAUCCAAGAAAGCAAGAACUUACAGCCCAACACAGCAAUAAUCAUUGUAGCGACAAAAAGCGACCUCAAACAUUCUCGGAAAGUCCACGAGUACGAAGGUUUAUUCCUCGCUCAGGAACUAGAGUCAAACUUCUUUCAAAUUUCAAUAUCUGAAGGCUACAAAGAGACACAAGAGGUGCUUAUUGAAGGGAUCAGAAUGUGCAUGAAUAAAGAACUUGAAAGAGGUCGAAGCUCUACGUUAUCGAGAGUAAAAGAGGGAUUAAAAGGAACUGCUAAAUCUUUACGAAAGAAAUCAUCCACUGACAAUUUUUUCGAUUCCAGAGGAAAUGGAUUUUCGUCGUCUACAAAUGUUUAAUUUAACGUGGAACAUGGUUUUGAAUGUUGUCUAAUGCAUGUUGGACAGGAUAUGACAAACACAGAGCUUAAUGCCGGCAUGGCGCGAACCCGAUUCCUCUAAACGACGCCGGGCCAAAAAUAAGGAUUUUGAAAACGUUUGUUACCUGUGCAAAGCGCAAUUUAAGAAAAAAACAUUUUGUGCUACAGGAUUUUUUUUUUUUUGUGAAUGGGACAGUUGGUGCCGUACCGAGCUAUAGAGGGCACUUUCACGCCAACCAAUCAAAGUCCUUAAACAGAAGACAUACUUCAACUGCUUUAAUUUUUCCACUUAUUCAAAAUACAUUCUACACAUAGCCAAGCAUUAACAGAUCACGUGAUCAUGUUUCGCCACCAUAUUGGACCAUAAUCAAGUAGAUAUUGAAUACAUUAAAGGAAGCCAUUGAUAAUCUACAGCUAAAAAUAAUUGAUCAUGCAAGAGAAUUAGAGGUAUCUGAGGAAUUUGGGCCAUUUCGAUGUUCACCAAAUAUGGCGGUGAAUGGUCACGUGACCCUUCGUGCAUAAUGAAGUAUCUUUACUUCCAUAAAAUGCGUCGAAUUCACUCAUAACUUUGCGAUGUCAUACAUCAACGCUCAAAAGGUGUUUGAAAUAUUUUAUAGUGUUGUUAUUAAACAUUGUCAUCUUGUGAGGAAAAAAAGGAUUUAGAGGGGAGGGUGGGGGUUAACCGGUACCAACCUCCUAUGGAAGUGAAACCCUUGAUUUUGUCCUCGAAUAUCUCCAAGUUGACUAAGUCAAAUCGAAGGUAAGCAGGCUCAGUAUUUGGAAUAUAUUGACAAGGGUGGAAAACUUGGUGAAAUGAUGUUCCAAAAAAAAAACAUUUAUAUAUAUAUAUAUAUAUGGGCUUCCUGUGUUUUCUCGUCUGGAAAUGCAUUGUGGAUACUAUGUCGGCUCGUUUGACAAGCAAAAAUAUUGUUAUUUUUGUUCGCGUGAAAAAUGCACCCGUUACUAUUACUUUAUCGAGCUUUUCUAGCAGAGGGAAAGGCUAUCGAGCAAAGAAGGAAGGCAUGCCAAUGGUACGUACAAUAAUAUAACAAAUAUCUUAGUUUUGCACUGAGAGUAAGUUCCAGCUUUGGAAAAAAUUUUUUUUUCGUAGAACACGGCUUAGAGGUGCCGACAAGUUCGUGCCUUAUCCUUAUUAUUAAACUCAUUUAUAGUUUUAGUUUACUUUCAUUGAGUUUUAGCAAGGAAUAUUUGUGAAUAAACUCAGGCUACGCUGUAGUUUUGGCGGGAAAUAAUAAGGCACGAAUUUUUCUACUUUUAUCAUCACAUGGCUACAAGUUUUGCUUGAUUGAUAAUAAAAUGAAGUACCUGUA
Actinia tenebrosa (Australian red waratah sea anemone) is the source of this 2902-nucleotide messenger RNA. RefSeq names its product ras-related and estrogen-regulated growth inhibitor. NCBI's taxonomy places the organism in Eukaryota, Metazoa, Cnidaria, Anthozoa, Actiniaria, Actiniidae. Gene Ontology annotation, molecular function: GTP binding; GTPase activity. The record is from RefSeq and is a predicted model, not a curated record.